AUGCUGUCUAUCAUUUCCCUUGCCAUGUUCGCCGGUGUUGCUCUGGCCCAGAGCGCUCAAAUCGGACUUCCUACUGCCGGUCAGAAGCUCGCCAGCGGCAGCAAGGUGACUGUCCAGGUUCAGCGUCCUAAUAGCCUCACCGGAUCCACGGAAAUGGCUGUUGCCAUCGGCAUCUCCUCCUGCGCAUCUCAGGCUUGCAAUCCCGCGGAUGAAGUCAUGGGCAGCAUACUCUAUAAUGGGCCAUUCAAGCCUGUGUACCAUGAAACCUCACGGCCGCCCUAUCAGAACUUUACUGUCAGCCUUCCUUCCGGCUUUGCUCCUGGUAAUGCUCAGAUUAAUGUUGCGCAUGCUACCUUGAUCGGGGCUGGACCAUUCCCUUUCUUAGAAGCACUGAACCAAACUGUGGUUGUUCUCUAA
Molecule: messenger RNA, 417 nt
Organism: Penicillium canariense
Lineage: Eukaryota; Fungi; Ascomycota; Eurotiomycetes; Eurotiales; Aspergillaceae
Exons: 3
Coding region: 1-417 (138 amino acids)
Source: RefSeq, a predicted model, not a curated record